Vespa crabro (European hornet) is the source of this 1335-nucleotide messenger RNA. It is a transcript of the gene Rab21, whose product is annotated as ras-related protein Rab-21. The transcript has 4 exons. NCBI's taxonomy places the organism in Eukaryota, Metazoa, Arthropoda, Insecta, Hymenoptera, Vespidae. The record is from RefSeq and is a predicted model, not a curated record. Gene Ontology annotation, molecular function: GTP binding; GTPase activity. Gene Ontology annotation, biological process: Rab protein signal transduction. The coding region runs from base 252 to 920 and encodes 222 amino acids.
UAUGUUUAUUCUAUCAUUGUACGUAAUAUAGUGUAAUAUGUACGUGUAUGUUAGUUAAAAACAGCUGAUGCUUUCAUUUUGACGUUGUAAAGAAAUAACUGUCUAACUAUAAAAAAUAAAUGUCACAUUAAAGUAAUCUUAUAUUAAUAUAACUAACAUAUGUAUAGGUUCAACGUGAAUGUUAAUCUACAUUGAUCUCCGGUAUAUAUGCACGUGUAAUAUCUUUUAACCGUAUUAGUUAUUUGCGAAUUAUGGCUAGUUCGAUUAGUACUACUGCAAAUGGAUAUAAUUUUAAAGUGGUAUUACUUGGUGAAGGAUGUGUGGGCAAAACUUCAGUAGCAUUACGAUACGUCGAAGAUAAAUUUAAUGACAAACAUGUUACUACAGUACAAGCAUCUUUUUUAAAUAAGAAGUUAAAUAUAAAUGGUAAAAGAGUAAAUUUAGCAAUAUGGGAUACUGCAGGACAGGAAAAGUUUCAUGCAUUAGGACCAAUUUAUUAUAGAAUGUCUAAUGGUGCCAUUUUAGUUUACGAUAUUACAGAUGAAGAUACUUUUCAAAAGGUUAAAAAUUGGGUAAAAGAACUUAAAAAAAUGUUAGGCAGUGAAAUUUCUUUAGCAAUUGCUGGCAAUAAAGUAGAUCUGGAAAAGGAACGAAAUGUUUCAAUAGAAGAAGCAGAGGAAUAUGCCCAGCAAGUUGGUGCUAUGCAUUUUCAUACAUCUGCUAAACUAAAUCAAAAUAUUGAACAGAUGUUCUUAGACUUAACACGUAAAAUGAUACAACAUGCUGAUGAAGUAGAACAAAAGUCUUGUUUGCAAAGGACUAGCAGUACACGUCGUAAUGUUGUGGUAGUUGAAGAUGAAUCUGAACAAAGUCGACCAGCAAAAAGUUCUUGUUGUGGCAGUUCUUCCCAAAAUUCGUAAAUGAAUAUCUUUAUUUUUGGAACAGCUUUAAUUUCAAAAAUAAUUAUAUCUAUAAAUACAUAUGUAUGUAUAAAUAAAAUAAUAUAUAUAUAUAUAUAUAUAUAUAUAUAUAUAUAUAUAUAUAUAUAUAUAAUGUAUAUAAAAAACAUUAGCUUUUUGCCAUAUGUCAAAUAUUGUUGUAUUUAUCAUUUUAAAGAUAGUAUCUUUUUAACUAGAUAUUGAGUGCAAAAUAUAAAAUGUGCAGAUCUUGAAAGAUUUUGAAUCUAAGAACAAAUACAUAAGUAUCAUAAAAUGUUGUAAGUUUCAUAUAAUGUUGUAAUAUUGUGCUACACAUGCAAGUAUACAUUAUGCAUUUAAUGUUUUAAAAAUAUCAUGUAAUGUACAUUGUUAUACCUACAUAAAUUUUUUAUUACAA